GGCACGGGAACUGUUUGUGUCCGUAUUUACUAAUAGAAACAGUAGAAAAUUUCAAUGUUUUAGUUCGAUAUUUAAAUGAAAACUCGGUUUCCCGGCUAUUAUACAUUGGCAAAGUGCUUGUUGGUGUACGUCGGUGUAGUUAUUGCCAUAUGUGUAGAAGUGAAAACUGGGAGGCGAAAUGUCGCUCGUAUUCAGCUAGGAGACGUCCCAAUAAUCUGGGUGCUCGGCGGGCCGGGCUGCGGCAAGGGCACGCAGUGUGAGAAGCUGGUGCAGAAGUACGCCUUCACUCACCUGUCCACGGGGGACCUGCUGAGGGCUGAGCUGGCCAGCGGCUCGGAGAGGAGCCAGAAUAUUGCCGCUAUUAUGGAGAAGGGAGGCCUAGUCCCCAACGACAUAGUCCUGGAGCUUCUAAAGGAGGCGGUGCUGAAGAACGCGGCGACCAGCCCCGGAGUCCUCAUUGACGGCUUCCCGAGGGAGCGUGACCAGGGGGUGGCGUUUGAAGCUGCUGUUGCUGCGCCUAGCGUGGUCCUAUACUUCGAGGCGUCAGAAGCCACACUCCUGGAACGUAUCCGCGCGCGCUCGCUGACCUCCAACCGCAUCGACGACAACGACGCCACCGUGGCGCUGCGGCUCAAGACCUUCCUCGAGAACAACCAGAAAGUGCUGGACCAGUACCCGGAUAAGUUGAAGAGGAUAAACGCUGAGCGACCAGUCGAGGAGAUCUUCGCAGAGGUCACCGGCAUCAUCGACCCACUAGUAGCGAAGUCUUAGCUAGUUUACAUUAGAGACAUUAUUAUUUAUUUGUACAUAGCACUCUGGUCACCUAAGCUUUACUUAAUUUUGUUAACUUGUAAUAAACACUGUUUAUAACGUGA
This is a messenger RNA of Plutella xylostella (diamondback moth), 875 nucleotides long. The record is from RefSeq and is a predicted model, not a curated record. Lineage: Eukaryota; Metazoa; Arthropoda; Insecta; Lepidoptera; Plutellidae.